UCACAUACCCGUGUACAGAGAGAUGGAUGGACUAGCAUGUGGUGUUAUAAGUAGACUAUAUUCUAUAAAGGUUAAGGACAAGUCUUCUAAAUUUGUAGGGAUCUCUCUUCAUUUUGCUCGUACCAAAUUAAAACCAAGGUAAUCAAUCAGGGACACUUGGGGGUCAAGUUAUGGAAGUCUCACAAAUCACUGGUCUUACUGAAUUGGGAAUGGAUGAUUCUUUCUUUAAUAAUCAAUGGCCGAUGAGUUCUUAUGAUGAGCUUAGCGCGCUGUCGCUAGCAGCUGCAUUUGGGGAGAAUUUGCACAGCAAUUUUGCGCAACCUAUGUAUGACAUGAGACCAUCAUCUGAAACGUCUUUCACAAUCAGCGAGAGGCCUAUGAAACAACUGAAAACCAACAGUUGGAGUUCUGAAACAAAUGAUCAUAUACCAAACAUGCAACAAUUUAGUUAUGCUAAUUACAAUAAUCAAAUUGGCAUUGUGAAACCGAAAGAAGAGGCUUUGUCUUCUAGAAGUACCACGACUACUUUAGGUACUGAUGUGAUCACCUCCCAGGGUUCAUUUGAGAACCAGAAUUAUGUGCUGAAAUCCUCUCAAGGUGCUAAACGGAUUAGCACAAAUGCACGGCUGUCUCAGGCUCAGGAUCACAUCAUGGCUGAGAGGAAGAGGCGAGAAAAGCUUAGUCAGAGGUUCAUUGCUCUCUCUGCUCUAGUCCCUGGCUUGAAGAAGAUGGACAAGGCUUCUGUUCUAGGAGAUGCUAUCAAGUACUUGAAACAACUUCAGGAAAGAGUGAAGGCCCUUGAGGAGCAGACUCGGAGAAAGUCCACAGAAUCAGUUGCUUUUGCCAACAAUUCAUCCUCAGAUAAUCACGCAGCUGGCAUUCCUGCUGAAGAGCCACUGCCAGAAAUUGAAGUAAGAAUCUCAGACAGAGAUAUUCUAAUAAGAAUUCACUGUGAGAAACGGAAAGGAGUCAUUGAAAAAACCCUUGCUGAAAUAGAGAAGUUCCAACUCUCGAUCAUCAAUAGCACUGCCAUGACUUUUGGAGCAUCCACUCUUGACAUAACCAUUAUUGCUCAGAUGGAUGCAAAGUUCACAAUGACAGCAAAAGAUCUUGUAAAGGAUUUACUCGUAGCUCUUAAGAAGAUAAUGUCCUAGUAUCCAAAAUGCCAGUUAUUUAUCGUCCGAUUCCCUGAAUAAUUGUUUUUACAUGUUCCUGAUGAUCAAGGCCUAUACUUCUCCACCAUUUCAGACCAUCUGCAUAAAGCUUGACACAUAUUUUCCAUAAGGUUCCUUUUUAAGGAGGGUUUUUUCAUACGACUUUUUUCGCAGUUAUCUAGUUAACUGUGUUAAUUACCCUCCUUUUGUAAAGUAAUGACCUCAUGGCUUCACUUAGCUUUUUUUAAUCAGAGGAUUAAUGGUUUUUUUGAGUGGAUGGAGAGGAAGGUUUUGGUCCCAGUGAAAGUGUUGGAUCAAUGUUUUAGAGUCCUUGGGUCUCUUUCUCUGUGUAAUCUUCAUUUCAUGUCCUUUGUAACACUUUAAUUUACAGUAUUAAUGCAGUAACUUUUUCUUUUACA
Daucus carota subsp. sativus is the source of this 1573-nucleotide messenger RNA. Its product is annotated as transcription factor bHLH18. Gene Ontology annotation, molecular function: protein dimerization activity. NCBI's taxonomy places the organism in Eukaryota, Viridiplantae, Streptophyta, Magnoliopsida, Apiales, Apiaceae. The record is from RefSeq and is a predicted model, not a curated record. Bases 171 to 1154 code for a protein of 327 amino acids. The transcript is spliced from 5 exons.